This is a messenger RNA of Fibroporia radiculosa, 1233 nucleotides long. RefSeq lists its product as uncharacterized. Gene Ontology annotation, cellular component: mitochondrion. Bases 1 to 1233 code for a protein of 410 amino acids. The transcript has 10 exons. NCBI's taxonomy places the organism in Eukaryota, Fungi, Basidiomycota, Agaricomycetes, Polyporales, Fibroporiaceae. The record is from RefSeq and is a predicted model, not a curated record. Gene Ontology annotation, biological process: L-leucine biosynthetic process; L-valine biosynthetic process. Gene Ontology annotation, molecular function: branched-chain-amino-acid:2-oxoglutarate transaminase activity.
AUGUUCUCAUCGGCUUCACUUCCUGCGCAUCUUUUGGCGCGUUCCAGUCGUGUUUUUCCUCGUGUCAUUCCUGCAAAUGCGCGUGGACGCCUGGCGCGUUUCAACUCUACGCUCGCUGACAUCGAGGCGUCAAAAGUGGAAGUGAGGGUGACAAGCAGUCCUAAAACACCUCCGGAUACUGAUGCCAUUCCCUUCGGCCACUCAUUCACUGAUCAUAUGCUCACUAUCCCUUGGAAUGCUGCCACCGGAUGGGGUGCUCCUCAAAUACAACCAUACGGGCCAUUUACAAUGAUGCCCAGCUCGUCUGUAUUCCACUAUGCAACGUGUUUAUUCGAAGGGCUCAAGGCGUACCGGAAUGACCUCGGCAAGGUCACGCUUUUCAGGCCAGAUAUGAAUAUGAAGCGUAUGAACAUAAGCGCUCAGCGAGCAGCAUUACCAAAUUUCGACGGGGAUGCUGUGAUUGAACUCAUCAAGCAACUCGUUCGGUUAGACAAACACUGGAUUCCAAAUAGACCUGGAUACAGUUUGUAUAUUCGACCUACGUUAAUCGGCUCACAGCCAGCCAUUGGUAUUCAUCCUUCUACGGAGGCACUGCUGUUCGUAAUAUGCACUCCUGCGGGUCCGUAUUUCCCGCAAGGCUUCAAACCUGUUGCUCUUAUUCCACCAACGUCACUCGAUCCAGGCACUGGCGCCUACAAACUGGGAGCGAACUACGUAUCUGGUCUUGCUGCGCAAAGUAAAGCUUAUAAAGAAGGUUACGUGCAGAAUCUUUGGUUGCAUGGACCUGAGCACUAUGUCACGGAGGUAGGCACUAUGAACGCGUUUGCUACUCUCAAACGUCCGGAUGGGGCGCUCGAGCUUGUCACUCCUCCAUUAGACGGGAUGAUCCUGGCAGGUAUCACGCGUGAUUCUGUGUUGAGUCUUGCAAGAGAUCAUGCGUCGGGUAAAUCGAAAAUGGAUGGCCUUCCGGAGCGACUGAUCGUCACGGAACGAUCCUUUACGAUGAGCGAAGUCAAGCAGGCGGCACAGGAGGGCAAUCUCGUCGAGUUUUUCGGUACAGGCACUGCUGCUACUAUCAGUUCUGUGGACCGGAUCGGAUACUUGGGCGAGGACGUCCACAUUCCUACGGGGCCUGACGGCAUGGGACCGGUGGCCCGCGCGGUCUUCCAGCACUUGGCGGGUAUCCAGAGGGGAGUGGUUUCCCAUCCAUGGAGUGUGGUUGUUUCCGAGUAG